CCGAUCCCUUCCCCUUCUCCUAUAAAUCAGAUCCAGAGCUGAAUGAAAGAAAGAAAGCGGAUUAACUCAGUUCUGUUCACUUGGAGCUCUUUGAUUGUUCUUCAGGACAGCAUGGAUCCAGCUUUACUCUUGACUCUGCUUCUGCCGGUUGCCGUUGUUUCCUCUUCACUGGACCUGCCGCCCCAAGUUCUGUUCAAAGUGGGCGAGAGGAGAGAACUGACCUGCAACAUGUCAUCUUGCCCGGAGAAGGUGAAGUUUGUUUGGACCCCAUUAGAAGACAAACCGAUAUUCGCUACUAUCGAUUCACGGGACAAAGCAUCUGUGAUGGUCUUCGACAGUGUGAGGACGAAUCACGAAAACACCAUACUGUGCAAAGCAACCUGUGGGAAACAGACAAAACAGGCCAGAACAACUAUUAAAGUUUAUUCUUUUCCAAGUAACCCGGUUAUAUCUGGAUAUGAUAGCUUGAAAAUGGGUGAGGAAAACACCUUGCGCUGUGAAGUAUCUUCAGUAUACCCUUCGGAGUUCCUUACAGUGGAGUGGCAAUACGGAGACCAAGUUCUCAAGAAUUACGAGGAACAUUCCAAAACAGAUUCAUUUCCCUUUAAAUUCACACCUUCUAAUGAGGAUGAUGGGAAGGCAUUAACGUGCAGAGCAUCACUGGUUAUGGAUGGUAUACCAGCUGAUGAGAUGACCAAGGAAACCUCUGUACACACAACAGUUCUCACUGCACCGCAUAAUGUUAAAGUAUCUGGAGCGACCGCCGUCCUGCUGGGAUCCAGUUUAACUUUGACCUGUGAGUCCGAGGGCAAACCGAAGCCUGCAUUUACAUGGAUGGUUCUUAAACCAGAUGGCCGGUCUGUGGAAAUGGGAAAGCAUCGACAGCUCUUCGUACAAGACGUGUCCUUAGAGGAUGCUGGUACUUACCAGUGUGACGUUAGCAAUGAUUUGGGAAGUCAAAAUGUCAGCGUUUCAGUAGUCGUUCAAGCACCUCCUAUGGAUACCUUCAUUGUAGCAAGUCCACAAUCCACUGUGAAGGAAGGAGACUCCGUGAGCAUUUCCUGCAAUUCCAGCAUUGUUCCAGUGACACAACUGGUGCUCAGCAGGAGGGUUAAUGGUGUAAAAACUGAGCUAAAGUCUAGUGAAGGGGCAGAAACAUCAGUUACCUUCAAUUCCGUCAAGCUGACUGACUCUGGCAUGUUUGUGUGUGAGGCUUUCAAUGAUUAUGGCAGUCAGGAGACCAUUCUCAAUCUAACUGUUGAAGCUUAUUUGCUAGAAGUGGCUCUUCAACCGGAAGGAGAGGUUGUGUUGGAGAAAGGCUCAGGCCUGAUCCUCUCCUGUCAGGCUUCAGGUUGUCCUCAACCCAAGUUCUCCUGGAAGAGUCUUUCAGAUAUGCCAAUCCUCAGGCAAGUUAAGACAGAUGGCUUCCAGUCCCAGCUGGUUUUCGAUCAAGUAGAGUUGGAAGAUGAGGGAACUUACCUUUGUGAGGUCACAUGUGGCUCAGUCAACAAGUCCAAAGAGACAGAAGUAAAGGUUUUUUCAUUUCCAAAAAGUCCUGUUGUGAAAAUGUCUGGAUCUUCUCUGGUGGGAGAGAUGAUGAAAUUGACCUGCACUGCUCUGGACGUUUUCCCAGCCAACCUUUUCCAAAUUCUGUGGAUGGACGGAGAGCGAGAAAUGCAUUCAGAAACUGGGUCAUUUUCAAGUGGUAAAAUAAAUCUGACUUCAGUGUAUUCUUACCGGUUAAAGCCCGAGGAUCAGGACAAACGCAUCACCUGCAAAGUUUUUCUGGAAAUGCGUGGUGUGCCAACUACUCAAGCAGUAAAGACGGCAUCUGCUACACUGUCCGUUCAUUAUCCCCCGAGAGCAACCAGGAUUACUGUGAGCCCACAGAUGGAGUUAAAGGAAGGAGAAUCUGUGACCAUUUCAUGCCUUUCCAACAGCUUUCCAGUGGGGCAUACAGUGCUGAGCAGGGUGACGGAUGGCAUACAAACAAAGCUUAUGACCAGUCAUGGGCUUGAAACAGUGUUAACCAUCUUUGGGGUUGAGCUGGAUGACUCUGGCGUCUAUGUUUGUGAAACUUCCAAUAUGUAUGGAAGCCACAACGAUAGUGUGGAGAUUACAGUGAAAGCACCACCCAGGAAUACAACGGUGGAGAUCUUUCCAUCCACGGAUGUUCAGGAGGGGCAGAAUAUCACCAUCUGUUGUCGCUCCGUGAGCUUCCCUCCUGCUACGGUGGUCCUCAGCAAGCUGGAUGGAGAAAAAAAUGUCUACUCUCUUGAUGGUGUAUUCCUGCUGAUCAACCUCACUCCUAACGACACAGGCCUUUAUCAGAUCAACGUCACCAAUGACCUGGGUUACGAGACUGAGCUUUUCAAUAUCAGUGUGAUGGAGAAAAGAGUCAACCCUCCAUUAGACUGGAAUGACUUUCUAAUGCCCGCGAUUUGCCUGGGAGUUGCUUCUGCUCUGCUCGGUGUUGUGGUGUACGUGUGGAGAGCUAGGAAGAAAGGAUCAUACGACCUUACAAAGUGCAAUCCGAGCACUGUGUAGACUGUGUUUACAUUCCAUGGACUGUUUUGGAAGCAGCUAAGCUCGGCUGAACUGUCUUGUCAGGGCCCAGGGCCACCCUAAAGCGAGAACUGCAGGUGACCGAAUUCAUCACCUUGAACAUCAGGUGCCAAUAACCCAGCUUGAUGGGAAACUGCAUUCUCCGCAGUCAGAGACAAUCAAUGUGACAGUGAUUUGCCAUGCAUCCCAUGAGAAAAGAAAUCGAACCGGAGCGGUUUCUUUGUGGUCUUUGUGUUGGGACGUGUCAGCUGUUUUUGAGACCACCUUGUCUGCACUUAAAGUGUGAAGUGUGAAAGUCUAAGCUUGAAAUACAAAGGAAAAACACUGUGAAUCGUAGCUUUAAACAUUUUAUCACUACAUGAAAAUAACCACCAAGUUUUAAUUGUUUUGUACAUUUUAGAUGUCCAUAAGAGUCUGAUGUUCCGAAGUAGAUAUUUUGUCCUAAAAUUUUUAUAAAAUGCUUUCAAUUUAAUAUUUAUUAAACUUGCAGCUUUCUGUCAUUUGAUCCCGGGGAAUAUUUUAUGGGAAAAUCCAAGGAAAUUUCACUAUUGCAGGAAUCCACAGCGUCUGUUAAAGCUUCACUUUCUCUUUUGAUAUUUGAUAUCUUUUUCUCUCAUUCAAUUUCUGUUUAGCACAAUAAAGAUGGGAUGAUUUGGAAAGGCAUAUUCACACACCAAGCCAUUUCUGAAAUUCCAACAAGACGGGAACAAGCUGAAACGAAACAGGAACUAGCACACCUUCCAAAAAUAAACCACUCCACAUUUGUGCCUCCAUCCUUUCAAGUCCAAUCAGACCUUCUGAAUAACACCCCCAUCUAGUUCCUAUUUUUUUGUCCUGCAAAUUAAGACCAAACGAUUUAAAAUCGAGUUCUUUGCUCCUUUUUUAGUGUCUUAUAUUGAUUUUUUUUUUGUCAGGGUUGCUAUAAAAGGCUGUUGCCAUGGUGACCAUCCAGAAGCAAUGGGAAAGGGGGGUGGGUCGUGUUUUCAUGUUCUACAGGGAAAAGGAGAAGCAAAGGUGCGAAUGAAACAGUGUUCUCUCAGAAAGAUGGAGGGCCACUCGCCCGCUUCUUUUUUUAACCUCUUCAUAUUAAAUUUAGGACAAUCUUUUUGAAGAACCAGCAGCAAGUAAUGUUCUUACUUCAGAAACAUUGCAGUAUUUUAUCAUACUUAUACUUGUAAUACUAAUAUUGGUCUUUGUUUUGACACUAUACACAAUACAUAUGUUUCCAAAGAGGCUACUGUUUGAUUUAAUGUGAGUAAUAAAAGUGACGAACGACUGAAA
This is a messenger RNA of Puntigrus tetrazona (Sumatra barb), 3846 nucleotides long. It is a transcript of the gene vcam1b, whose product is annotated as vascular cell adhesion molecule 1b. Gene Ontology annotation, cellular component: membrane. The record is from RefSeq and is a predicted model, not a curated record. Bases 43 to 2547 code for a protein of 834 amino acids. Gene Ontology annotation, biological process: cell-cell adhesion. The transcript is spliced from 10 exons. Lineage: Eukaryota; Metazoa; Chordata; Actinopteri; Cypriniformes; Cyprinidae.